Molecule: messenger RNA, 2667 nt
Organism: Colletotrichum orchidophilum
Lineage: Eukaryota; Fungi; Ascomycota; Sordariomycetes; Glomerellales; Glomerellaceae
Product: heterokaryon incompatibility protein
Exons: 5
Coding region: 1-2667 (888 amino acids)
Biological process (GO): protein phosphorylation
Molecular function (GO): protein kinase activity; ATP binding
Source: RefSeq, a predicted model, not a curated record
AUGUCAUCCGAAGAGAGACAGUGGAUUUUUCUGUUGAAAGAUCUGAAGAACAAUCAUUUCACGGACGAUUCACUCCCCAUUACGUUUAACGAGACGAGAAAUGCUCUCCGUCGCAAGAAGACUUGGACGUGGCAUAGUUCCGAACCCCGAGAUCCUCUUCACAUUCACGAUUGGGGUCGCAUCCAGAAAUCACUUUUCGAACUCUAUCAGUGGAAAUUCAUGGCCCCAACAUUUGGAACAGGCCAAAAUUUUCGCUCCGAGUUCCACCAAAAGAUGAUACUUCCAUACGUAGAACACGAAGCAAGAUCAGUCAACCAGGGAUUCUUUGGGGAGGUGUCAAAAGUCAACAUUCAUCUAGCACAUGUCAAGCCUCCGGAAGGGACUAGGAUCACAGGAAACUCGGUGGCGAUUGCACUGAAGAAGGCGAACGACGAUCCUGGACUUCGCGAAUACUUUGACAAGGAGGCAUAUAAUCUCGAGGAACUGAGAAAAUACAAGUCGAACCACCUGAUCAAGCCCAUUGCGGCCUACGAACACGGAGAUGAUCGCUGCCUCCUUUUCCCCUGGGCAGAAGGGGGCAAUCUGGCGCAAUACUGGAGUCGUAACACUGGAAAAUCUUUGACCAGGGACGAGCACGCAUGGAUUUUCGGUCAACUCGCUGGCCUAUUCGGUGCCCUCGAAGAACUGCAUAAAAAAAAUUGCAGACACGGUGAUCUGAAGCCUGAGAAUAUCCUAUUGUUCAUCGAUAUGGCCGACAAAAAGACACUGCAAAUCGCCGACCUGGGACUAACUACGUUCCACGAUCAAGAUGCCGCGACCAGGAUCCGAAGAGCUAAGGAGAUCCUCACCUUGACGCCACCGGGAACAUCUCGGUAUGAACCCCCUGAGAUGGAUAAGGAUCGGGACAAGAAGAUACCCGCCCACGAGACUCGUUCAAGAGCCUAUGAUAUCUGGUCCAUGGGCUGUGUUGUCUUGGAGCUACUAAUAUGGCUUGCCCACCCCGAUGAUACCGUGGAAAUAUUCAGAAAGGGAACCGCGUACUUCUGGGAGCGAGCAGAAGGCAAAGAGAAGAAGUAUCGUGUUCAGUCCGAGACACGACGCCAAAUCAACGCUCUUUCUACGAAAUUGCCGGCGCGAUCAGUGUGGAGAGAACUUUUGACGCUUGUGGAAACCAGGCUUCUCGUCGUCAAGGUCUCGGAGAAUUCGAAUGUUAGCUCGCAUGACUGCCGCGAAACAGCGUCUGCAGCUCACAGGGAAAUGAGAAGAUUGCAGGCAAAGUAUUACCCUGUCACCAUGGACGGUAGACUGAGCCCAGGACGCGACUAUGAACGCAAUGGUAUAAAUCCUUCCUUGUCUUCUCAAGAAACCAAUCUUGACGAGUUUGAUGGACUGGUUGGCAUUGAGCGCAAGGCGACGGAAGAUCUGGAGCCAAACUCUACGCGAUCUCUGGCGAAGGGCAACGAUUUCGAGGUAAAUGCCAAACUUGAAGAAGAACAUAUCGACUUCUACCGUUUACCAAAAACCUUUCAGGAUGCCAUCACAGUCACUCGCGGCCUCGGAGUAGACUACAUUUGGAUCGACACUUUAUGUAUCAUCCAGAACGAUAUGGACGAUUGGGAGAACGAGUCAACAAAAAUGGAAGAGGUUUUCAGUGCGGCAUAUUGUACUAUCAGUGCAGCUUCUGCCAAAUCGUCACUAGAUGGCUUCCUGUCAGAUCGCCCGCCUAGACCAAGCGUCCAUCUGCGGUUCAACGGUUCUCCAGACCUGUAUGUGUGCCGAUACAUCGACGACUUCCAUCAAGAUGUCGAGCUGGCAGAGAUCAACAGGCGAGGCUGGGUCUUGCAGGAAAGAGCUUUAUCGAGACGUUCCAUCUAUUUUACUCCAAAGCAGGUCUACUGGGAAUGUGGCCAUGGAAUACGAUGUGAGACUCUGAGUCUCUUGUACAACUCGAAAGCUGCAUUUCUUGGGGACGCCAACUUCCCCAAGUCUGCUUUGGAUUAUUACAAAGAUGGGAGACAAUUACUUAUUCAAGAUUUGUAUGAGAGGUACUCUGCACUCGAAUUUACGGUGGCGUCCGACAGGGCCGUCGCAAUUCUUGGUCUCCAAACGAGGCUGGCGCGGGCACUAAAAACCAAAGCCGCCCACGGGUCCUUUGAGAAAUAUUUCGCCCGGAAUAUCCUCUGGAAACGCGCUCAAACAGCAGACAUGACAGCCAUUGCUCAGUCAACAUGGCUUGUUCCCACUUGGUCGUGGUUCUCCAAGAGCGGGAAAAUUCAGUACAUGCAGCUCGCGUUCGACAAGAUUGAUUGGGCCAAUGGAGAUUUCGAAAGCCCUUUCUCCCGCCAUCCCGAUAUGUUGUCCGGCGGUUCAUAUUUUGGUCGCGAUAAGAAACAUACUAUCCUGCGGGGUGUUGCCAGACGCAUGGACAUGAGCGAAGAGCAAAUCGCGUCGCAAAUUGUUUUUGACAAGAAGAACGAGCGCAAAGCCGAGGACUUGCGGGUUGUCAUCAUCGGUCGUGACAAGGAAGGCCUCGACGCGAGAGCCCACGUUCUUGUCAUCUGCAAAAGCCAAAACGAUUCUCAGCAUGAUCGGUAUGAAAGGGUCGGGGUUGCAUCCCUUUUAGAGAAGCAAGUUUCGGAGGAAGGCCUGAGGGUUGACAUUGGGUAA